CGCACACACACGCAGGAGCGCGGGGUCCUCCCAAACAGAGCCGCUUUCAUCGUGUGAGUCAACACAAGAAGUAGCCUCGACACUGUAGGAAACUAGGAAACAUUGGACCUCUGCUUGUUGGACGAGGAGGAGGAGGAGGUGUCUUGUCUGCCCGCCUGCUCUCCCGCUCUCUCUCUUCUUUCUCUCUCUCUCUCUCAAUCAACGAGGCUCCUGCCACCAGAGCCAAGAGUUGCCGUUCCGCGCACCGAUGCCAAAACGCGCAGGAGGAGUCAGUGCCAAAGGGUCAUUUUAGCGCACCACUGCUGAAAUGGAAGGACUGUAGGGAAUCCUAGAAUAAACAGCAGCCGUUUGACCCCAGAUGAUAUAAUCAUAUCAUUAGAACUAAGAAAAAGGGAAAGGAGCCAAAUAAGUACCCAUCAUCAUCAUCAUCACCACCAGCGGAGUGCUUCAUCUGUCACCGCGGUCGCUGCAGAGGUGGGCACAAGGAUUUUUUUUUUAAAUCUGCAAAAGGUCAUUGCAAAAAACAAAACAAACAAAAAAAAAAACCAAUUACCUGCGCACAUCUCAGCUCAUCGGCCGCUAACUGCUUCCUAAAAAACUCCACUUUGGCUUCCUCAAUCCAGGUGUUGCUUCCUCCGAAGACGCUGCAGGACAUUGUGGACAAACUGGUCUUCCAUCGAUCUUAUUGCGCUCCUGUCCGACUCCUCACCUCCCCGAGCGCGCAUCAAAGUUGCAGCUGAAGACUGUGAAUAGCGGAGGGAUUAAAGGAGAGGAGGGGGGAAAAGUUGGUCACCUGCGAGCCAGAGAGGACCGACACCACGGUCCAAGCCGACUCCAAGUGCCGUUCACCGGGCGAUGCCAGAGUAAAUGCCGGGGCAAUGUCCCGCCGCAAGCAGGUGAACCCGCAGCACUUAUCGUUGACGCACAGGGAGACGGUACGAGAUGCCAAUCAUGACUCAGGGGCGGGAUCUCCGUCUCCGGAGCGGUCCAGCCCCAGCCCUCGGAGGGUGGGCGCAGGCGAGCAUGACAUGCUGACCUGUGGCCAGUGCCAGACCAACUUCCCUCUGGGCGAUAUCCUGGUUUUCAUCGAGCACAAGCGCCGCCUGUGUCGGGGGCCCGGGAGCAGACCGGGGUCCUUCUCGAAGCCUGGGGAGACCGACGGGGUCACGGGCAUUUCCAUCUCGCCCAGGGCCAGGUCGCUGGAGAUGGGCAGAGGGUCCAUUCCGGUGGAGGUGGGCAUCCAGGUGACCCCCUGCAGAGAGGAGGACCUGGAGAGGAGGCUGACGCCGGCCAGAGGGAUCUGCCCCAAACAGGAGAGAGGAGGUACGCAGACUGGAGCACACUGUAAAUAAGGAUGCUCAAUUCUAAGUUUUGAAUAGAGCUCUGUCGUCAGUGUAGAUGCACAUGUCUUAAACACACACACACACACACACACACACACACACCUGCACACGUCUCUCACCUGUCCAAGACAGAUAGCUCUCUUUAAAGAAUCCCAGCUGCUUGUUAUUUUGACAGUGGCCUUCAGGAGGGAUUAAUGUAGCCUGGGAUGAUUUCAUUAGAGUGAGUGAGAGCCGCACUGUAUGUCUAUUCUGCUCUGUUCUAAGUAAAACAUCACACACACACACACACACACACACACACACAUACACACAUGCACGCAAAAUCACAAACACCAAACAAACACACACUGGCAGGCCUGAAGGACUUCUUCAGCUGAAACCAAUUGUGAAAGGCGAGGAAGAAGGUGAUAGAGGAGCCGCCCCCAGUGUGUGUGUGCAUGUGUGUGUUUGUGUUUUUUUUUUUUUUUUUAGCUCGUGUGAGUGCACAUCACGUGUCUUUGUAAAGAAAUCCUGCAGCAUAUGAAAAAAAGAGGUUAAGAAAGCUGAUUAAAAUU
This is a messenger RNA of Epinephelus lanceolatus (giant grouper), 1897 nucleotides long. It is a transcript of the gene bcl11bb, whose product is annotated as BCL11 transcription factor B b. NCBI's taxonomy places the organism in Eukaryota, Metazoa, Chordata, Actinopteri, Perciformes, Serranidae. Gene Ontology annotation, cellular component: nucleus. Gene Ontology annotation, molecular function: DNA-binding transcription factor activity; RNA polymerase II cis-regulatory region sequence-specific DNA binding. Gene Ontology annotation, biological process: positive regulation of transcription by RNA polymerase II. The record is from RefSeq and is a predicted model, not a curated record.